Sodiomyces alkalinus F11 is the source of this 3160-nucleotide messenger RNA. Its product is annotated as MFS general substrate transporter. The coding region runs from base 443 to 2950 and encodes 835 amino acids. Gene Ontology annotation, molecular function: transmembrane transporter activity. Gene Ontology annotation, biological process: transmembrane transport. Lineage: Eukaryota; Fungi; Ascomycota; Sordariomycetes; Glomerellales; Plectosphaerellaceae. The record is from RefSeq and is a predicted model, not a curated record. The transcript is spliced from 2 exons.
UUCUUUUUCUUUUUUUUUUUUUUUUGCAGCUGGGCUGCUAUUUUCGCUUCUUUCCUAAUAAUUUAUUAUUAUUAUUUCUGUUCUGUUCUUGGGACUAUCUAAUUUGGCUUAAUUAUAAUUCGUUUUUGUUUCCCAUUUCUUUGAUUUCUUCUGAGAAAACCUCCUGGGCAACCUCCUGGGAAACGAACCUCCUGGCCCGACCACUACACGAGCUUCCUUCCCAUCGCGGUGUGGUGUGAAGACCGGUGCCUGGUAGGUGAGCUCAACAUCGCGAAGGCUGGUCCUCCGUGUUUAGCUGGGAGAACAGAGACAGACAAUCACCAAUUCGAACCGACCAGGUCUCUUUCACUUCGAUUUAUUCAUUUUAUUAUUUAUUUUAUUUUCAUCUAUUGCUCUGUUUACUCCGAGAGGGCGACGAGUCAAGGCAGGAUAACCGAGUCAAAUGGAACAAGACCAACCGAGAGACGACGACGGCGCCGCAGAGCUAGGGAAGAGCCUCGUGACAGUGACAGCGACAGUGACAGCAACACAAAACACGACACACACAGCCCCGGGACUCUUGUCGACAGGCCUCGACGUCCCUCCGCCUGUGCCCCCGAAAGAUGACCUACCUCUGUCGCGCCCCGGGACGGCCCCGACCUCGACCUCGACCUCGACCUCGACCUCGGCUACGAACGAUGCGACACUCAGCGGAACCAAGAUCGGGCCCAAGCCCGGGACGGCGGGGACCGGCAGGAGCGCCACGGGCCCCAGCAUAGCGGGCACCAUGUCGACGUCCCGGUCUCGCGCCCACUCCCGCGCCCACUCCCGCGCCCAGCCCAGCACGAGUACGCUGGCGAGCAGCUACUUCGGUCCUCCCGCCGCGCCGCCUCCCGCGAGAGAACUGCCGCCGCCACCGACGUUGGCGAGCCUUUCGAGACCCAGCACGGCGGGGGUCAGCAGCAGGCCUAGGCACCACACAGCGGGAGAAGAGGGUGAGGCGCCUGUGCCCGUACCCGUGCCUGUUCAGCCUCUUCCGCAAUUGCCUCCACCCUCCAAUUCCAAGUGGGACGAGGCGAGAGUGACUGUCGAGAUGGCCUUGUCCAGGGCGAGGAGUGUUACUUCUGCGGCAGGCAGGAAGUUGUCUGAUUCGACGUCCAACAUGGCGACAGGCGUGAAGAUGAAGAGUAAAUCCUGCAAGGCGAUGUGGUAUGGCGCCGAGAAGGAGCAGGAGCAGGAGCACCAGGCCGAUGGUCCCACGGCGUUGGUACCGCAACCUUCGGACGACGAGGAGGAUCCUCUGAACUGGCCCCUCUGGAAAAAGGACCUCACCCUCUUCGCCCUGCUAACCGCCCUCGCAACAACCUCGGCAACAAAGACAAUCCUCCUCCCGCUCGCCUCCCCGCUCGCCUCCCACCUCGCGGCAUCCCCCACCUCCGUCGCCGCCCUCACAGCCGCCCCGCUCCUCUUCUCCACCGUCGCGGUGCACGCCAGCGUCGUCGCCUCAAGGCUCUACGGCAAGAGACCCGUCUACAUCGCCUCCCUCGUCCUCCUCCUCUGCGGCUGCGCAGCCACCGCCUCCACCUCGACGCGCGCCACCUACGGCGGCUUCCUCGCCGCCCGCAUCGUCCAGGGCCUGGGCUGGGGCGCCUUCGACGCGCUGCCGCUGGGUUCCGUGUACGACCUGUACUUCGAGCACGAGCGCCGCCCCCGCCUCGCCCUCCUGGACGCGGUGACCGCCAUCGCCACCUGGGGGUCCCCGCUCUUCACGGGCGUCGCGGCACGGGACGCGGGAGGGGAGGGAAACCGCGCUUUCGCCGUGCCGUUCCAGAUAGCGACUGGAUUCCUCGCUGUUUCGAUCCUCCUCGCCCUCUUUGCGGCCCCGGAAACUGCUUUUGAUCGCUGGUUCAGCGGAACGGGUACCGGUACUACCACCGCCAGCAAGUCGCCUGCGCCGUCGCGGCGCCGGUCAUCCGUCGGCACAACGUCCACCAGGACAACCACGACCAUGACGACGAGGCGGAUCGAAUUCGGCCACUACUGCCGCGUCAACGUCCGCGUCCCGACCUCCGAGACAACGAGGUACUACCUAGACCGCAUCAACCCGGUCUCCGAUUUCCGCGGGUACCGCGACACCCGGACCCUGCUCCAAGGGCCUCGCGCCGUCAUCACGCCCACGACCCUCCUUCUCGCCCUCCUCACCCUCCUCCCCACCUCGGCCCUCUGGGGCUUGACCCACGUCACCUCCACCCUCUUCGCCCCUCGACGGGCCGCGGCUCUCGAUCCCGCUCAGGUCGGGUCUCUCCUGGCCGCCCCUUUCGUGCUCGCCACCGCCUCGGUGCUUUCGUUCGCCGCCCUGUCGGACCGUCUGGGACUGUCGCCUACCGCCGUCUCCACCUCCACCAUGACGGCCCGGAGCCUCUUGGCCGUCACCUCGGCAGGUACACUGCUGAUGAUGACAGGAACCCUAGCCUUCGGUCUAGAAACCCACGCCCGCGCGGGGGUGCCCGGUGCGCUCUCGUUCCCCCUCCUCUCCGUCCUGCUCGGCUUCCUCGCGGCGGGGACGUACGGUCUCGGCGGUCUGGUGCGGCCGCUUUCCUGGCGGUUGGCGCGGAGCAAGACGGCCAACCCGCACGUCUGUCUCCGGGUCGUGGCCGACAUGGAGGCCGGCGUGGGAUGCUGGCGGGCUUUCUUCGCCGGCAUCUUCGUCCUGGGAAUUGCCAACGCCGUGGAGCGGUCUUCUUCGGGGGUGGGUCGUUCGGCUGGGGAGGCUGCUGGGGUGCUCGUUCAGGGGACGCGGGGACUACGGGCUAUGGUGAUCGGCAUGUCCGUUGCGCAGGCAGUCAUCGCGGCGAUGGUAGGUGCCGUGUGGUGGCGCUGGGAUGAGAGUGUGCUCCGGCUGGACGGACGGGUGCUGGGGCUGGUAGAUUUGAGCACCUUGAAGAGGUCGAGGAGCUUCUUCGACCAUUAGUGUUAUCCCAUCUCUCUUCUGUGCAUUUGUCUUGAGAAAGGAAGGAUGGUGAUGUCGAAUCGAAGAACUUGCUAGACAGUUUAGGUAAGGUAGAGUGCCUAAUUAGGUACCUAUGUACUCCGUAUAGGUCACGUGCAUCUCUGCGCACUAGCCACAGAUGACUCAGCCUCCCGAUUAUAAGCCACAAUAUCCGACAUUCCCCAAACCAUC